Dacryopinax primogenitus is the source of this 2157-nucleotide messenger RNA. RefSeq lists its product as uncharacterized. The transcript is spliced from 5 exons. The coding region runs from base 1 to 2157 and encodes 718 amino acids. NCBI's taxonomy places the organism in Eukaryota, Fungi, Basidiomycota, Dacrymycetes, Dacrymycetales, Dacrymycetaceae. The record is from RefSeq and is a predicted model, not a curated record.
AUGGCGACUCCAACGCCAGCACCAACAAGCCACACUCCCGGCCGUGUGAGGUUUCUAUCACCCGUCGCCGCCCACACCCCAGCAUCAACAUCCACAGCGUCCGCAACAUCUUCCGCAUCUACACAACCAGAUUCAUCCUCGUUCCUCCUAUUCCUCACCACCCAACUUCAGUCACAUGGUUUCCUCCCCCCCUCUUCGUCCCUCUCUUCACUCCUCUCUCUCCCGGAGGAGCAGCAAACCGUAAUCGAGAAAUGUCUGCAUACAUUAUUGCAGCAGAGGGUCGAGGAUAUGGCUCGUCUGGAAGAAGUCGGUGCGGGCCUGAGAACUGCGGAAUGGGAAAGGGGACGCUGGAGAGCCAGAUAUGAGGAGGAAACAUGUGGGAAAGAUAGAGCAGAGAGGGAAGGCGAGGCGAAAUCUGCUAGACUGGCUGCGCUCACCAAGUCCCUCCAAACUGAACAAACAGCACACAAGCAAACAUCCUCCCAUCUCACCCGGGCACAAAGUACCCUCCAGACUGUGCGAGGCCAUGCCCAAGCCGAGCUACGUAAGCGUGACAAGGAAGUGGAGCGAAUGGCCGAACGAUGGCAGCGGAUUGCGGCCGAGCAGGCUCGGUUAGGUGCUCUGGGAAGCGGCAUGCGAGUGGAUCUUCCCCUAACUGCUUCUACACUUUCCAUACCAACGGAUUCCCUCCUUGAGACUCAACUGCAAGAAACCGAGUCCCACCGCGUCCGACUUGUAGAAGAGAAUGACGCGCUCCGCGCCACCUUACUCGUUACCGCGCGCGCCCUCCAGUCCCUCUUAAACCCCAGUGAACCGCCCAUACUCCCGAGCGCGCUGUUUACCCCUGAGCUGGUGUUUAGUGACUCCCCUGAGUUUCAAGCUCGCAACGCAAGGUCGAAGUUGCUGGAGCUCUGUCACUCUAUAUCAGACCGGCUCGCAGCUCAACCUUCCUCUUUUGCAUCCUUGCAAGCACAGAGCUCGAACGAGGAGCUGGAGACGGCUAAGGAUGAAGUACGAAGAUUGGCGGAGAACAUCAAGAGGGUGGAGGAGGAGCUUGCCGAGGCGAGGGGGAGGGAGGAGAGGGGACAGAGACUUAUGGAACAGUAUGCGCUUCAGGCUACUAAGGGGAGGGCCUCAGACGCUUUUCUCGAUGAUCCAGAUACCACUCGACGCCGUGCGCUGACCGAAGAAGCACAACUGCUGCAACAAGACCGGGCGCAGCUGACAGAAGCAGCCGUCCAGUUGGGCAAAGAGCGCGCGCAACUACAGCGAGAGAGGCAAGAACUAGACGAGGAGAAACGGAAAGCAGCACUGAAGGCGAUAUUAGAGGACUUGCCGCCUACGCCUGUUCCAUGGAAGGAGGCGGAGUCGUUAGUUGCGGAGCUGAGCAGAGGCGGCGCGCGGUUCGGCAUGCCCGGAAUGGGAGGGUGGACGACUUCCACCCCUGCACCUGCGCUGCUGGGCUUCGCACACGCUAUCGACGAAGACGAACUCGAAUCGCCCAGCGCGGUCCAAUAUCCCCCUCCUUCCAUGCUUGAACAGCCAUCUUCGCCCCCGCGCACUCCUUCCCCCAUCCGUGCUCACCGCCGGAGAGCCAAACGUCAAUCUCUCUCCCCCGCCACCUCGCACACACACAAACGCACCUCCUUGGGUGGGUCGAAGACCCGUAAAUCAAACAAAUCCUCCAAACCGAUAUUCCCGAGGAAGAGCGCUCUGGCUUUGAAAGACUAUAGGCCGAUCGUGGGGAGCCCACUGAAACAAGUGACUACUCUCGCGGAAGGGGACUCGAGUGGGAGUGUACGGGUGGCUGCCGUACCCCUAAAGGCGGAGAAAGUGACGAAGGGUAGAAAGGAGAAAGAGAACGACCCCCCCCCUGUUGUCUCCAAUCAUCCCCCUCUAGCAGUCGGACAAGCACUCCGUGCCAGCACCCUCCAAGGCAAUCCAAAUGGACUCCGUGCUAGCACCCAGCGUAGUGCGGACCCGAAAGCAGCAAGAGAGAGCACAGGCUUGAAGGGAGGAAGGGACAGCCUGCGCCUGAGUGCGAGGGAUUUGCUGCCUCUUCCGGGUGCCGGGAGGAGGAAGAGUGUGUUGGGUGGGGGCGCACAGAGGGUUUGGAGAGGUUCGGAUCUCUGGGUUGCUGGUUUCGUCAUCGCCUGA